Messenger RNA from Mangifera indica (mango), 2015 nucleotides. Its product is annotated as ERAD-associated E3 ubiquitin-protein ligase HRD1B-like. NCBI's taxonomy places the organism in Eukaryota, Viridiplantae, Streptophyta, Magnoliopsida, Sapindales, Anacardiaceae. The coding region runs from base 146 to 1750 and encodes 534 amino acids. The transcript is spliced from 8 exons. The record is from RefSeq and is a predicted model, not a curated record.
GUUUCUGAAACACACGUGGCAAUCUACCAUUGGAAAAGAUGACGCCAAACGCAAAUACAUAAACAGAAAAUAAUUUAAAAUUUCAAAAAAUUCCCCUAUUUUCUUCAAAAGAGUUAGAUUUUCAGAGCCUGCGGGUGUUUCGAAGAUGAGGCUGCCAACGUACGCGGGGUGUAGUUUAACGCUUGCUAUAGCAGUUAUAUACCAUGCUUUUAGUAGUAGAAAACAGUUUUAUCCAGCUAUGGUUUAUUUGUCUACUUCUAAGAUCAGUUUGGUGCUGCUUCUGAAUAUGGGUUUGGUGGUAAUGUGUGUUUUGUGGCAAAUGAUCAAACGUUUUUUCCUUGGCACACUCCGGGAAGCGGAGAUUGAGAGAUUGAAUGAGCAGUCUAGGAGAGAGAUCAUGGAGAUUCUGUUUGCAAUUACUAUAUUUCGGCAGGACUUUUCGGUUUCAUUUCUUGCUAUGGUUACUACAUUGUUGAUGAUCAAAGCUUUGCAUUGGCUGGCUCAGAAGAGGGUGGAGUACAUUGAGACAACCCCAACUGUCUCCAAGUUGUCUCAUGUUAGGAUUGUUUCUUUUAUGGGUUUCCUUUUUCUUUUGGAUUCUAUGUUUUUGUAUAGUUCUGUUAAGUUCUUGAUACAAACACGACAGGCUUCCGUUUCUCUCUUUUUUUCAUUUGAGUACAUGAUACUGGCAACAACAACAGUGUCAAUAUUUGUGAAAUAUAUUUUCUAUGUGAGUGACAUGCUUAUGGAAGGACAAUGGGAAAGAAAGGCUGUGUACACCUUCUACUUGGAACUUGUCCGGGACUUGCUUCAUUUUUCUAUGUACCUGUGCUUCUUUCUUGUGAUAUUCAUGACCUAUGGUGUUCCUUUGCACUUAAUACGAGAGCUUUAUGAGACAUUCAGGAAUUUCAGAAUUCGUCUUGCUGAUUUUGUACGUUAUCGGAAGAUCACUUCAAAUAUGAACGAUCGAUUUCCAGAUGCUACCCCUGAAGAGCUUAAUGCAAGUGAUUCAACCUGCAUUAUAUGCCGUGAGGAGAUGACAACGGCCAAGAAACUAAUUUGUGGACAUCUUUUUCAUGUUCAUUGCCUCCGCUCAUGGUUAGAACGACAACAUACCUGUCCUACUUGCAGAGCUCCGGUUGUACCACCUGAAGGUGGGGCAAAUACAGCUGAAGGACAACAUGGACCACGAUCAGAUGCUCAUCAAUCAGGUACGGGCACUUCAACGGCUGCCCGGGGUUCAGCUGAUGCUUCAGCUGACAACAACUUGAGCCAGCACCAGGCCAGGCUCCAGGCUGCCGCGUUGGCUGCUUCAAUAUAUGGGAAAUCUUUUGUUUAUCCAUCUCCAAACUCUCUAGUGUGUUCUCCUGGAUAUGUUGUACUUCCUCAGUCCUAUAGGCCGUCGGGUGAUUCCACCAAUGUGGAAUCUCAUGGUGAACAAGCUUCCAGUGGACAACAGCAGUUUCAGAAUCCUAGGGCAUCUGUUUUUUUUCCCUUUGCUCAAUUUCCACAGAGUUUCGUCCCUUUUCAGGCACCUGGUGCUAAUGUGACAUUUGGAGAAAGAUUGGAAGCUCAGAAGUUCAUCAAGCACCAGAUUGAGGUCUUGCAAGACCAGCUUCAACAACUGCAGAAGUCGAAACCUGUGGUAAGUUCUGAGAAGGAUUCUUCUAAAUUAUUUGAUGGCAAAGGAAAGACUGUUGCUUCAUCUUCAUUGUCAGUUUCAGACUGCGGUCAUCACUGUGAAAAUUAAGAGACAGCUUCAUAGUUUUUUUUGGGCAGAAUUUCAGUUUUAUUACAGGUAGAUUUGAAGAGUUUGGAUGUAGAGAACACAUAUUGGGGACAAGGACAAAUACUAGGCGUUUUUGCUUGAAAAUUUAAUUUAUUCAAGCAAUGUUUUGUUGUGUUAGAAUCACUUUUUUUUCCCCCCUUUUUACACUAAACAGAACCUGGAGACAUUUCCAAUAUGUAAAAUCGUCUUUCGCCAUUGAUGUAAGAUGUGGAUGGUUUAGUACUAA